UCAUCUUGUCUUGUUAGGAAGAGCCGCACGCGCAUCGUUAAGGGAAGUCUGGUGCCACCAGGGAAGGUUUGGGGACUGCCUUUCCUGAACGCACCAGUACCGCCAGCUCACGCUGCCUGUGCGGUGCAGCCUUUGACGGGAGAGUGACAGGGAACAAAAGCACCUUGCCCCACCUGCCCGCAGUGGGACUACAUAAGUUUUAAUUAGACAGAUCUGCGCCAGGACCAUGGGCGCCGCGCUAGUCACUGGCCCGCGGCUGACCUCCCUGCCACGCAUGGCCUUCGGCACCCUCCGGCGCCAGGCACCCUCCGCGCCCGCCCAGGGCUGCCACUCCAAGUCCGGCCCACCUCGCCCCGUGCCCCUGAAGAAGCGCGGAUACGAUGUCACCAGGAACCCUCAUCUCAACAAGGGCAUGGCCUUUACCCUUGAAGAAAGACUGCAGCUUGGCAUCCAUGGACUCAUCCCGCCCUGCUUCCUCAGCCAGGAUGUCCAGCUCCUCCGCAUCAUGAGAUACUAUGAGAAGCAGCCGAGCGACUUGGACAAGUACAUCAUUCUCAUGACUCUCCAAGACCGCAAUGAGAAGCUCUUCUACCGAGUGCUGACCUCAGACGUGGAGAAAUUCAUGCCCAUUGUGUACACACCCACGGUGGGGCUGGCCUGUCAGCAAUAUGGUCUGACCUUCCGCCGUCCUCGUGGGCUGUUCAUCACCAUUCAUGACAAGGGCCACCUGGCAACCAUGCUGAACUCCUGGCCAGAGGACAAUAUUAAGGCUGUGGUGGUGACGGAUGGAGAGCGCAUACUGGGCUUGGGAGACCUGGGCUGCUACGGCAUGGGCAUCCCUGUGGGCAAGCUGGCCCUGUACACCGCAUGCGGAGGAGUCGAUCCACAGCAGUGCCUCCCCGUCCUGCUCGAUGUGGGCACCAACAAUGAGGAGCUUCUCAGAGACCCUCUGUACAUCGGCCUGAAACACCGGCGUGUUGGUGGGAAGGCGUACGAUGACCUACUGGAUGAGUUCAUGCAGGCCGUGACGGAUAAGUUCGGAAUCAAUUGCCUCAUCCAGUUUGAAGACUUUGCCAACGCCAAUGCCUUCCGUCUGCUCAACAAAUACCGCAACAAGUACUGCAUGUUCAACGAUGACAUCCAAGGCACAGCCUCUGUAGCCGUGGCGGGGAUCCUGGCUGCUCUGAGAAUCACCAAGAACAGGCUUUCCAACCACGUGUUUGUUUUCCAGGGUGCAGGGGAGGCAGCCAUGGGCAUCGCCCACCUCCUGGUUAUGGCCCUGGAAAAGGAAGGCGUGCCCAAGGCAGAAGCCAUAAGGAAGAUCUGGAUGGUGGACUCCAGGGGUCUGAUUGUCAAGGGUAGGAGCCACCUGAACCAUGAGAAGGAGAUGUUUGCCCAAGACCAUCCUGAAGUCAACUCCCUGGAGGAGGUAGUGAGGCUGGUGAAGCCCACAGCAAUUAUAGGUGUUGCUGCUGUCGCAGGAGCCUUCACGGAGCAGAUUCUGAGGGACAUGGCCUCCUUCCAUGAGCGCCCUAUCAUCUUUGCCCUGAGCAACCCCACCAGCAAGGCUGAGUGCACAGCUGAGAAGUGCUACCGGGUCACUGAGGGCCGAGGGAUCUUUGCCAGUGGAAGUCCCUUUAAGAAUGUGACUCUGGAAGAUGGCAGGACCUUCAUUCCCGGUCAGGGAAACAAUGCCUAUGUGUUUCCUGGGGUCGCCCUGGGCGUCAUUGCCGGUGGGAUCCGACACAUCCCAGAUGAAAUCUUCCUCCUGACGGCAGAGCAUAUUGCCCAAGAAGUCUCUGAGCAGCACCUGUCCCAGGGAAGACUGUACCCACCACUCAGCACCAUCCGAGAUGUGUCUCUGAGAAUUGCAGUCAAAGUCCUCGACUAUGCGUAUAAACACAACCUGGCCUCCUGCUAUCCAGAGCCCAAGGACAAGGAGGCUUUUGUAAGAUCUCUGAUCUACACUCCAGACUAUGACUCCUUCACACUAGACACCUACACUUGGCCUAAGGAAGCUAUGAAUGUCCAGAAGGUGUGAUGCACUCUCUGGGACUUAUUUGGGCUGGACGAAGAAAUACAAUAUAAACGUUCCAAAAUGGCCAGCCUUGUCACCAUGGUUAUUUUUUGUUUGUCAUUUGUUUUACUUUGUGUGUUCUGCGGAGGUGCUGAGGCAUGCAGCGGAUGUCAGCUUUGCUCCUGAAGGCCCUGGGAGCUCUCUUUCCUAUAAAACUUCUCUGAAUCCUC
Molecule: messenger RNA, 2247 nt
Organism: Alexandromys fortis (reed vole)
Lineage: Eukaryota; Metazoa; Chordata; Mammalia; Rodentia; Cricetidae
Gene: Me3
Product: malic enzyme 3
Exons: 15
Coding region: 227-2041 (604 amino acids)
Biological process (GO): pyruvate metabolic process; malate metabolic process
Cellular component (GO): mitochondrion
Molecular function (GO): malate dehydrogenase (decarboxylating) (NADP+) activity; NAD binding
Source: RefSeq, a predicted model, not a curated record